CGGCGAUACGCGGUGGUGGUGGAAGCGAGAAUUGAAUUCCCAAACCUGCCACGUCAGCACGAUUCCUUUCCCACAACGCGUUUCCCAAAAUACCCUUCGAAAACCAAUAAAAUGCGGAUCUGACUCAACCACCACCAUCAUCAUCAUCAUCCACAGAACUGAACUCUCUCUUUUCUUGCUGCGAUUCUCAGUCACCUUCUUCCAUGGCGAAAACCUUCAAGUACGUUAUCCUCGGAGGAGGAGUUUCCGCUGGUUAUGCGGCGAGGGAGUUUGCCAAACAGGGAGUUAAGCCAGGAGAGCUGGCUCUCAUUUCUAAGGAAGCGGUAGCACCUUAUGAACGUCCUGCUCUAAGCAAAGCUUACCUUUUUCCAGAGUCCCCUGCUAGACUUCCUGGGUUCCAUGUCUGUGUUGGAAGUGGGGGAGAAAGAUUGCUUCCUGAGUGGUACCAAGAGAAAGGGGUAGAGUUAAUUCUCAGUACGGAAAUAGUAAAAGCAGACCUUGCUGCCAAAUCUCUGACCAGUGCUAAAGGAGAAACAUUCAAUUACCAGACUUUGGUUAUUGCUACUGGCUCAUCAGUUAUAAGGUUGACAGAUUUUGGUGUAGAAGGAGCUGAUGCUAAAAACAUCUUUUAUUUGAGGGAGGUUGAUGAUGCUGACCAAUUGUACGAGGCAAUCAAAGCAAAGAAGAAUGGGAAAGCUGUGGUUGUUGGGGGAGGAUACAUUGGUCUGGAGUUGAGUGCUGUCUUGAGACUCAACAAUAUUGAUGUUACUAUGGUCUACCCAGAACCUUGGUGCAUGCCACGACUCUUUACAUCUGGUAUAGCUGAGUUCUAUGAGAGAUUUUAUGCAAAUAAGGGGGUCAAUAUCAUUAAAGGAACUGUUGCCACUGGAUUCACUGCCAGUUCCAGUGGGGAGGUAAAAGAAGUAAAACUAAAAGAUGGAAGGGUCUUGGAAGCUGAUCUUGUUGUUGUUGGUGUUGGAGGAAGGCCUUUAACAUCCUUAUUCAAAGGGCAGGUUGAAGAGGAGAAAGGUGGAAUCAAGACCGAUUCCUCCUUCAAAUCAAAUGUUCCUAAUGUAUAUGCUGUUGGUGAUGUUGCUACAUUCCCUUUGAAAUUGUAUGAUGAGUUGAGAAGGGUUGAACAUGUUGACCAUGCUCGCAAAUCAGCUGAGCAGGCUGUGAAGGCCAUCAAGGCAGCUGAGGAUGGGAAAACAGUAGAGGAGUAUGAUUAUCUUCCAUACUUCUAUUCCCGUUCAUUUGAUCUGUCUUGGCAAUUCUACGGCGACAAUGUUGGUGACACCGUGCUUUUUGGAGACAACAAUCCAGCCUCAUCAAAGCCUAAGUUUGGAACAUACUGGAUUAAAGGUGGGAAAGUUAUCGGGGCCUUUCUGGAGGGUGGAACUCCUGAGGAGAACAAGGCUAUUGCCAAAGUUGCAAGGGUCCAGCCUCCGGUGGAGAAUGUGGAUCAACUCGCAAAGGAAGGUCUUUCCUUUGCUAGUAAAAUAUAAUUUUACUGUUGGGAAGGAUAAAAUUGCUUGUUGAUUGCAUAGAAUACAUUUGUAUUGGCUUCAUUUUACUCUAUAGUUAUGACUUAAGGAAUAAAGGAAUCUUAUUUGGAGAUUUUUGUGUGUUUGUUUGAUAUCUCAUUGUAAGGGAUAUAUAUGCUAUAUCAGGCCUACUCCAUUUCUCUAGCAACUUUCUUGUGUUCACAAACUCGGGCGUGCACCCAUUUGCAUUGUAAGUAACUGAUAAAAGGAAAAACCGAUUUUGGUGGAA
This is a messenger RNA of Lotus japonicus, 1773 nucleotides long. RefSeq names its product monodehydroascorbate reductase. The record is from RefSeq and is a predicted model, not a curated record. Lineage: Eukaryota; Viridiplantae; Streptophyta; Magnoliopsida; Fabales; Fabaceae. Gene Ontology annotation, cellular component: cytoplasm. Bases 204 to 1505 code for a protein of 433 amino acids. The transcript is spliced from 10 exons. Gene Ontology annotation, molecular function: flavin adenine dinucleotide binding; oxidoreductase activity, acting on NAD(P)H.